Messenger RNA from Mesocestoides corti, 3417 nucleotides. NCBI's taxonomy places the organism in Eukaryota, Metazoa, Platyhelminthes, Cestoda, Cyclophyllidea, Mesocestoididae. The record is from the annotation of a GenBank genome assembly.
AUGGAACCUGGCAACUAUUUAAAUGCUCAUAUUAACGAAAACGUGAAUUUGGACAACUCACGGAUAUUGUCUGGAACCUCGCGACUUGGGACGGAGCCUUCAAGGCGAGAUGUGAUCAAGAGAUCAGAAUACCGAAAAUUCCUAAAAAUUCGGACAAUCGUGUUCGGAUCUCUGGCCGCUGGGUUCUUAACCGUUGGACUGACCCUUAUUUUCGUCUUUCAAAACACGAAGACAAGCCGAGAACUGUGGGUAGUAGGCCUUCUCUCAUCAAUAUUGGGUGGCGUAUGCGCUUUUAUCUUCGUCAUCUACCUGCCAGUCUUUAUGAGAGUUAUGGCCAGCCGCUCGGAGACGGUGGCCUACCAGUCACGGCCAGCAGAUGCACUGAAAAACUCGACAUAUCCCCGUCAAGUUGAUGUUGACAUUGUCGCAAGACCACCUGCAACAGAGUCCUCGUGUCCUCCGACAGCAACCAAUCCGCAUUAUCACACUGCAACUGAUCCACAUAUUCGUCAUGAAAUUCCUAGUGUCCUACCUUCGGCACCUAUGCCUCCCCUUCCCCCUACUGAAGAUCCCCCAAGCAAUGGGGCUUCGAGUACUUUUCACGCUCAAGUGUCCCCCUCUAUAACAAAUUCAGUUUCGGCGGAGUCUAGUGAAGGCAGCAGCGGCCCAAUCGGCACGCCUCCUCCCUGCAAAAGUGUUGUUGCUAAACAGCGAAGUCCCGCUAGCAAUUCUCUUGUCCUCAAAAGUAAUGAAAUCACUCCCCCUCCGGGCGCUUCCGGAGACGCUCCUUCUGGUGGCUGUUCAGCUGGCGGUUGCAGUGCUGGGGGAUCAUCUGGUGGUGCUACCUCUGGCAGCCGCUCUGGUGGUAACGGCAAUGGUUACGAUCGACAUCAUCAGGCACCAACUCAGCAUAGCGUGUUGUUUGAGCCGCCUCCGCGACCUGGGAGAGGAACAGAAGGCCGACCCAUUGCCCUGAAGGCUAAUCACUUUGAAAUUAAGGUGCCUAAGGGAUUUCUUCAUCACUAUGACGUUGUUAUAAGCCCGGAAAAGUGUCCAAGACGUGUCAAUCGUGAAAUCGUCGAAACAAUGGUCAACUCAAUGCAUUAUCAGAAGUACUUUUACAAUCAGAAGCCAGUAUUUGAUGGUCGUCGGAACAUGUACACACGCGAACCUUUGCCCAUCAGCAAGGAAAGUGUUGAGUUGGAAGUUACUUUGCCUGGAGAAGGGAAAGAUCGUGUCUUUAAGGUCGCUAUUCGGCAUGUCUCUGAAGUUUCAUUGUUUUCAUUGGAGGAGGCACUUGAUGGACGAAUUCAGAGAAUACCCAAUGAUGCUGUGGUCUCCCUUGAUGUCAUAAUGAGGCAUCUUCCUAGUAUGAGCUACACGCCUGUUGGUCGGUCCUUUUUUCAAAAUCCCGAGGCGGGAUACGACAACCCACUAGGUGGAGGGCGAGAGGUUUGGUUUGGUUUUCACCAAAGUGUUCGCCCAUCUCAAUGGCGUAUGAUGCUUAAUAUUGACGUGUCCGCGACGGCAUUUUACAAAGCCCAGUCGGUAAUCGACUUCAUGUGCGAAGUUCUCGACAUUUCUGACAAAAAUGAUCAACGGCGACCCCUCACAGACAGCCAGCGUGUCAAAUUCACGAAGGAGAUUAAGGGACUCAAGGUUGAAAUCACUCAUUGUGGGAACAUGCGCCGAAAGUAUCGUGUUUGCAAUGUCACUCGACGCUCAGCACAGGCGCAGUCCUUUCCACUCCAGCUUGAUUCAGGAACAACCGUAGAGUCUACUGUUGCAAAGUACUUUCAGGAUCGCUACAGGAUAGUCCUCAAUUAUCCGAACCUGCCUUGCUUGCAAGUGGGUCAAGAACAGAAGCACACUUAUCUCCCGCUGGAGGUCUGCAAUAUGGUUGCCGGGCAACGGUGCAUUAAAAAGCUCACCGAUAUGCAGACGUCCACCAUGAUUAAGGCCACUGCACGUUCCGCCCCUGAUAGAGAAAAAGAAAUCAACAAUCUGGUGAAGCGUGCUAAUUUCAACGCAGAUCCCCACCUUCAAAUGUUUGGUAUUAAUGUUAACACACGAAUGGCCGAUAUCCAAGGUCGCGUGAUACCUGCACCCAAAAUUCAAUACGGUGGCCGCACCAAGGCUCAGGCCUCGCCUCAACUAGGUGUCUGGGAUAUGCGCGGCAAGCAGUUCUAUUCAGGCAUCGAGAUCAAAACAUGGGCAAUCGCCUGCUUCGCUCCCAAACGGGUCGUUAGAGAAGAUUCGCUGCAACAAUUCAUCGUGCAGCUUCAGAAGAUUUCGAAUGACGCCGGAAUGCCGAUUCUGGGUCAGCCUUGUUUCUGCAAGUAUGCUACCGGUCAGGACCAGGUCGAGCCGAUGUUCCGAUUUCUCAAAAAUCAACACACUGGGCUCCAGCUUAUUGUGGUUGUCUUACCGGGAAAGACCCCUGUUUAUGCUGAGGUGAAGAGAGUUGGUGACAUUAUGUUCGGCCUAGCCACUCAGUGCGUUCAGUCGAAAAACGUCAACAAAACCUCACCUCAGACUCUCUCGAACCUUUGCUUGAAAAUUAACGUCAAGCUCGGCGGUAUCAACUCCAUCCUGGUGCCAGCUGUCCGUCCGGCCGUAUUUCGGGAACCAGUUAUUUUCUUCGGCGCAGACGUGACUCACCCCCCCGCUGGCGAUAAAACAAAGCCGAGCAUAGCAGCCGUGGUUGCCAGCAUGGAUGCCCAUCCCAGCCGGUAUUCUGCGACAGUGCGCGUUCAGUCGCAUCGACAGGAAAUUAUUCAGGAUCUCUAUCCCAUGGUCCGCAGUCUACUCUUGCAGUUCUAUCGGUCGACUCGUUUCAAACCCACGCGCAUAAUUUACUACCGCGAUGGCGUAUUGAAUCACGAGCUACGUGCUAUUCGAGAAGCUUGUGUGAGGUUGGAAAUUGGCUACCAGCCAGGUAUUACCUUCGUUGUUGUGCAAAAGCGCCAUCACACGCGACUGUUUUGUGCUGACAAGAAGGACCAGAUGGGCAAGUCGGGUAACAUCCCGGCAGGCACCACCGUCGAUCAAAUCAUCACCCACCCCACUGAAUUCGACUUCUACCUCUGCUCCCACGCUGGCAUCCAGGGCACCUCAAGGCCCAGUCACUACCACGUACUUUGGGAUGACAAUCACUUUUCCGCGGACGACCUUCAAAACUUGACUUACCAACUUUGUCACACGUACGUUCGCUGUACUCGUUCCGUCUCCAUCCCUGCGCCGGCCUACUAUGCGCACCUAGUGGCUUUUCGUGCGCGAUAUCACCUUGUUGAAAAGGAGAUCGACAGUGGUGAAGGAAGUCAAAAGUCCGGCAACUCCGAUGAAAGAACACCGACAGCAAUGAUGCGAGCAGUCACUGUACACCCUGAGACUCUCCGUGUGAUGUACUUUGCCUAG